Messenger RNA from Onychostoma macrolepis, 1858 nucleotides. RefSeq names its product free fatty acid receptor 3. Gene Ontology annotation, biological process: cellular response to fatty acid; G protein-coupled receptor signaling pathway. NCBI's taxonomy places the organism in Eukaryota, Metazoa, Chordata, Actinopteri, Cypriniformes, Cyprinidae. The transcript is spliced from 4 exons. The coding region runs from base 208 to 1191 and encodes 327 amino acids. The record is from RefSeq and is a predicted model, not a curated record. Gene Ontology annotation, molecular function: G protein-coupled receptor activity. Gene Ontology annotation, cellular component: plasma membrane.
CUUCAUUACAUCUUUAAUACAAGAUUUCUCAAAGUUAGACACAGAAAUCAGUUUGCAGAUGAAGUAAUGGAGCACUACUGAAUUCUCAAGAAGAGGUGCAGCAAGUGUCAAAGUGACAUAAUGAGAAAACGCUUUAAAGACAGGAGCAUCAGAUUAUCACUUCUGAAUCGGUGGUGUGGACUGAUUUAUUAAGUGCAUCUAGUGACGAUGGCGUGGACGGUGUCUCUGAGUAACCUGGUGUUAGCAGUCUACGGAUUCACACUGAUCACAGGCCUUCCCGCCAACGUCUUGGCUUUCUACACCUUCUUGCAGAAGGUCCGCCAGCGCUCCACCCCGAUGGACGUGCUUUUACUCAGUUUAACCAUCUCUGACCUGAUCUUCCUCUUUUUCCUGCCGUUUCGCAUGGUGGAGGCGGCCAACAUGAAAUGGACGCUGCCUUACUUCCUCUGUCCGCUGUCGGGAUUCAUCUUCUACUCGGUCAUCGCCAACAGCGUCCUUCACCUGACGGCCAUCAGCGUGGAGCGCUACCUGGGUGUGGCUUUCCCCAUUAAAUACAAGCUUAAACGCAAUCCCAGAAGUGCCGUGAUAGCCAGCGUCAUAUUCUGGGUGGUUUCAAUGGCGCACUGCAGUAUCGUCUACAUCAUGCAAUACGACAACUAUUUCAACCCCAACAUCACUGAUCCAUCCAAACAUAACACCUGUUAUGAAGAAUUCACUGAUGAACAACUCAAGAUCCUCCUGCCUUUUCGACUGGAGCUUUCUGUUGUCUUCUUCUUCAUCCCUUUCCUCAUCUGCUGCUUCUGCUACAUCCAAUGCAUCCGCACACUUUCCCGACUAUCCAACGUCAACGCCAAGAAGCGGUAUAGAGCCAUCGGGAUGGCGUUGGGCACGCUUCUGGUCUUCGUUAUCUGUUUCUUGCCCUUCAACAUGUCACAAGUGGAGGGAUUCGUAAGGGGCUACAGCUCUGAAUGGAGACAACCUGCUUUACUCACCAGCACGUUGAAUGCAUGUCUCGACCCUUUCGUAUUCUACUUCUCUUCUUCCGCACUCAGAGAGACUUUCAGGAAGAUGUUGCAGGGGCUGGCGAGGCGUUUGCUCCUUCCUUGCUGCCGCUUGGCUCACUGCUGCCCUUUAUUCAACCGUGGGAAACCAGACGAGCGAACGCAGAGCUCUGAUGACAGCAUCCGCUAACAUUUCAAGCCAGUCUCUGCACCGAUUAAUCUGCCUGCCGUCAUCAAUGCAUAUCAUUCAGUCCAAAGCCAAUUAAUAUAAUUCUGAUGCACCACCAUGACCCAAUGCUUUAUGGACAGACAGAAGAAGAGCAGCAUAGAAAUGAUUCCAGAAUAAAAAUCAAGCAUGGUUGCAUGACAAUUUUACCUAAAUCUUUGCAGCAGCCGUUUCGUUUACAAUGAAAUGAAGAGCUUGAGUGAGCAAAUUACAGUGCAAAAAGCAAUUGUAUCUGAACUGUACAUCUAACAUUUGAACUAAAACGCAGCAUUCACUAACAGCAAUGCUAUAAAUAUAAUCAAACCAGCGACUUUGUAAAAUAAAUUUUCUUUGCUACUAGUAUUUUAAUAAAAGAAACUCAAACAAAUUAUGCAUCUACACUUUAUUCCUCCGUCCUGAACUACUCACCCAUUAUGCAUGAAUGCGGUUUAUUUUCUACACAGCACUUAAUAUGCUCUGCUUGUUUUUAACCUGCCAUCUUUUUAGAUAGACCAACACAAACCUGUUCCGGUGAUGUCACUUCCUUUUCCUGGUACAACUUUUGGUGGUACAGGAUGGUUUUUGAUGCAGGUGGGAGGAUGGUUGAACUGCAUGUGGUGCAGUUGCAUUUACUGCUCAAACGAUUGGCUCA